ACCACCUCCUCUGCUUGUUUAUCUUCCUCGGCGUCGCCAGAUCUGGAGAGCCACCGGGAGGACAACAACGAGCGUGAGAGGCGGCGACCGCGGGACAAGCACUAUCCUCGACCAGAUCGGUGUCCAGCGCAAGUGGCUCGGGGUGGUCGCGGCGGCGGCCUCUUCAGUUUCGCCCAACGAGCUCCACACGCGGGGGAGGCAUCUCCACUGCCCACGCCACCACGCUCCCUCGCCGACGUCGGCCUCAUCGCAAAAGAGGGCUAGCCCACCCAUGCUGCCAAUCAAGUUGCGUUUGGAAGUGAGGAGGGGGGCAACCGCGCCUAGAGGAGGUUGUCCCCCAAUGUCCGGAUCCUCUCAUCGUUGAACUUGCCCAUACAGCAGGUCACGGCCACUGGCUGAAGUCGCCCAGGUUGGCACCGUCCCUGUCGGCCUGCAACUCAUCCUGCCUGAAGACGAGCAGAUAGGUAUCAUGAAGCUUCCUCCUUUCAGGUCAACCAUUUCCCAUUAUGUUUUCCGUUCAAUUUAUGAUUUUGUGGUGAUAUGGACAGAAUCUCCAUCUUUGUUUUUGGAGAUUAUACUUUAUCUAUGGCUACAAGGUGUUUAAUAAUAAUUCAACCAGGCUGUAGAGGUUCGCUCAAUAAUUUUUCCGUUGACAUCCUUAACUAGCUACUAGAGAUGUAUUACUAUAUUAUAUCCAUAUGUUGCAAUUUUCUUAAAUUCUGAUGUUAUGUGCACGAAUUGGAUCACUUCUGUUGGGCCUUCUUGUUGGUUGGUAAUAUACUGAUGCUUUUUGUGUAGGGUUAUUUGGUGUAGCAAGAAUGAUAGAGUUCUAGGCCGAAGCAAAGAAGGGGCAGGGAAAUGGUUGCCUCAUAUGACCAAAACUGAAUAUUGAAAUAAGUAUUUUUUGGGAGUCCAGAUGAGAUAGUAAAAAAUCUGGCUGAGUAGAUCUUGGAAGUUUUAGAAAUCUCUGCUAAAUAAAGUGGAUUCUUCGCCACUGCCCUAUCUGGAGGGCCCCUUGUCAUUUUUGCGGCAAUGAUUUUUCUAUUCUUUGUUAGCCAUAUGCCAUAUUUGUUUCUACACACUGAUUUCCAAUACAGUAUGCUUUAUUACAUUUGAAGUAUCUUGUUUUUAGUUUAUGAAAGGAAACUUUGUGAAGCAUCGUACAACAAGACCCUGGAUUGGUUUAAAUGGUAUAUAUUUUGGUCUGAUGAAUGUGCUAUAGCAAAGAACCCAUGCAAGCAGUAACUGUAAGUUAACAAAAGAAGGAUUUCUAUCAAAGCUAUGUGGACUUUAGGAGGAAAUUCGCAAUACAAUCUAGAGCAAAACUACAGAGGAUUUCCAUGGGUUUUCCCCUCAAGAUUUUGCUUGUUUUGCACCUAUUAGUUUCUGGAUAUUUGUUGCGCGAGUUUUAUUUUACACUAUGCUUAUGAGAUGAGAGUUAUACCUUGCAUGCUAUCCAUGAUACAUAAUGUUGUUUCUUCACACUAUUUCUGUUAAAACCUACACUUGUUCAGUAUAUGAAGUCAAGUAGCCAAUAGCAAUAUGGUCAUUCAGGUUUUCCUUUUUUUCUUGUAGUAUAUGAAGUGCAUAUAUUUUUAAAUCAUUACAUUGAUGUCGCCGACAGUGCCGCCAUACAUGUUCCUUCCGUCGUUGUCGUCUGAAGGUAGAUAAAAUGCUUGAUCAGAUGAUCCCAAGCCUCUCUCUCUCUCAUCAAAUUUGAGAACAUGUUUUCAGGUCUUACAACAUAUAUAUCACACGGUCAUCUAUUAUUGUGGUCAUAAUUUGAUCUCAUGACAGAAAUUAAAUGAAGGGGGGCAACUGGUUGGAGGGGGGAAACAAGUAAUAUAUUUUCUUUCCUUUAUUUGCACCCUCUAAAAGGUUGCCAUUUCCGUGGUAGGUUGGAGAGUAACCAAGGUAUGUAUAAGAUAACAAUGGGUUUGCUAGACAAAUAUGGUCCUGACAGAGCUCUCGAUACACCAAACACAUAGGUUAUAAACUUAAACCCUUAAAGCAAUCAUUCGCAAAUGUUCGUAAGUUGUAAGAUUUGUGUGAUAAGUUUUGGAGUUUAUGUAGUGCCAAUAUGCUUUCCUUUUGUUCAAGCUAGUUUUACUAGCAUUGGUGUGGUGUUGUCUACCAAGGUUAGACUUGUCGUAUAGUUCAUGACAUUUAACUUCCCGAUGCAUAGUUAUGAGAUGAUAGUCAUUUCACUUUCAAAAUUUACUUAAAAUGCCAGUUUAUUGAAUAACCUCAUCAUAUGGUUGCGUUGAUUUUCUCACUGCUAGUGUUCUAAGCAGCUUAAGUUACGGUGGUUGUGCUGACACUAUGUACUUCUUGGAAGGAGGGCCUGAUGCAUGAAAAGAUAUAUUAUGCAUAAUACUAUAAUUACUGCAUAGAAAAUCUUUGCGUUAGUGACUGCAUUCACCAACUAACCAUCUUGUAUUGUCAGAAGCCAUUCAUGUGGUAUCAUUUGCUAAGAAGUGUUGAAAACGCUAAGGAAGAUGACGAGAGCUUGAUGAUGAUAUUGGGGUCAAUUAAAUUAAUCAGGCAACACUUAUUUGUUACUCCCCGUUUCAUAAUAUAAGAUGUUAUUACAACCUAUUACCACAAAUCCUCCUGUUCUGUUCGACAACAACUGUGAUGGAACCGUUGACAUGAGGGAGAUCCUUUGCAGACUGUCCAGUCCGAGGAACUCGCGGGGCGAUGAUGCUCUGGGCUCUACUUUUAGGGGUUUUGAUUAUUCUAAGAACAACCUUUUGGAGUUUGGAUUACUCUGAGUAAUUAUUAUAGGAGUUGGGAGUGCUCUGCAUGCCCUGCUACGACUGCUUGCACUACAUGAGUCACCCAGCGCAGGUUUAUCAGGUGCAUUAAGCCAAGUGAAACAAGACACAAACAAAUCAGUUAUUAGUAUACAAAGCCAACAUAUUAGCAACACAAGACGAAUUUAAUGCACACACCCAACAUUGCAACACAAAGAAACACUCUCACGAGGCUCGCAAUGGCGGCCCCAAUUACUAGUGAUGCACCACUGAUCACGAGGGAGGACAAAAGAGAAAAAAGAAGGCAUCGACCACGCGUAGGGUCAUCCGGUGACGAACCGUGCACACUUGUGGCAAUCUUGGCUCGCACGAAACGUCGACGUCGCCGCGCCCGACCUGGCCACCCAAAUCCAAGCACGCAACUCCCCGCUGGGAUCCCCUGCGCCGGACGGGCGCAGCACCCCGGCAGAGCCCACCACUCGUACGACUCCACGCGUCCCCGGGCACGCGCACGAGCCCACCCAUCCCCCGCACCGCCACGCGUCCUCUCCGCCUCCCCUUUAUACCGCUCUCACGAACGCCUCUCCAACCUUCUCUUCCCUCUCUCUCCUCCGUCCCCUUCCCUCCUUCCAUCUGACGCGCGGGGCCCACCCGUCAAUCUCCGUCGCCCUCCCCCGCCGCCGCCGCUCGCCGGACGGCAGGGCCCGGCCGCGAGGGUUCCCGCGGAUUCUCCACGCCCGCCUCCCGCCUCUGCCGCCGCAGCCGUCGCCGAUCCGGGCCGAUCGCGGCGUCCGUCCGUCUCUAGGGUUUCGCUCCUCGCGGCCCCUCCGAGGCCGUCCGAGAGAUCCCGAUCUCCCAGGCCUGGACGCGCCAGGCUCACGUCCCGGCGAUCGGCGACGCUCGAUUCGGACCCCCGGCGAGGGGCGCAAGCUCGAGGGGAGAGGCCAUGGCCUCGAGCCUGCUCACCACAGACAAGAGAUGGGCUGCUCCUACAAGGAAAUCUGGCAUGACUGUUCUUGGAAAAAUCCCAAAGCCCAUUAAUUUGCCAAGUCAGAGGUUGGAAAAUCAAGGUCUUGACCCCAAUGUGGAAAUCGUUCCAAAGGGCACCCUCACAUGGGGCAGCAAACCAGGACCUACAACACCAAAUGCAUGGAAUUCCUCGUCACUUCUAUCUCCCAAGAAGGAUGGAAAUUCUGGUGCACCAAGCCAAUUCAAUGGCCGUCCCUCUUCCGGUGGAGGUUCAAGGCCCUCAACAGCUGGAAGUGAAUCUCUUGACUCUCCUAAUGCUUGGGGUCCAAAUUCUCGACCGUCCUCAGCAUCUGGCACAUUACCAUCACAAAAUGUACCAGUGGUCACAAAUCGUCCUCGAAGUGCAGAGACAAGACCAGGAAGCUCACAGCUUUCUCGGUUUGCAGAUAACCCCUCAGAUAAUAUGAAUGUAUCGAUAAGGACUGUUGACAGAUCGGGAUCUUCACAUGGGCAUGCGUUUACUCUAAGUACCGGUGAUUUCCCAACACUUGGUUCUGAGAAAAUCUCUGAAUCAAACAGUCAACGAGGUCAUAGUUCAAAAGGGCGCCCAACUUCUAGUUCUGGCAAAGAUGGAACCCAAAAUGAUACGGGGAAGAGCCUAUCUGCUGGAUCUGGCGAAGUAGUUCGACCACCUAAUAAUCAACCAGCAGAUAUCAUGAAGACAGAUCAGCAGGCACAUGAUGGAAGUGCUCCCUUUCCUGCCACAGGUCCUCCAAAUGGAGCUCAGCAGCCACAGCCAUACCCUCCUAACUAUUGUAUGCCCCCUCCGCAGUUUGAUUCAUGGCGUGCACCUCCUGGCCACCCACCUGAGGGAAUGUGGCAUAGAGGACCAGGUGGCCCAUACAGACCAGUUGGUCCCUCUAGCAAUUUCCCUGUGGAACCAUUCCCUUAUUAUGGUCAGUUCCCACCCAACUCAGAAGCAGCUGCAAGGCAGGGCUCAGGGCAUGGUGGAUAUCACUCGAAAAAUGCCGAUGCAUAUCAUUCUAUGACUCCUACUUCGUAUGUUAUGAAUCAACCUGUUAUUCCAGCCAGGCCAGUUUACCAGGGCCCAAUCCCUUAUGAUGGAUAUUAUGCUCCUCAACGGCCAAAUUUUAAUAAUGCCAAUGUAAGAGAUUCACCAUUCAUUGGAGGCCCUCAUCAACCAGGAAUAUUGAAUCAAUUUCCCAAUCAGAAUGAGAAAUUCCAGCCUGGACAUUCUCCGAGCAGAGCAGUCAAACACGAAGCAAGUCCCAAGGAGCUCUCCGAAUCUGAUAGAGUACAGUUGAUUUGUCGAGGACAAACUAGGAUUUUGCAUGAUAACCCUGAUCGUUUAGUGGGUCCUGGUGAAGUUGAAAGGAAGAGUCAGCCUGCACCACCACUUCUUCCACAUCCAGAUGGAAAUCGAAACGAUGUAAACACAAAGGCAGAUACAAGGAAUACCCCUAGUGAAAGGAACAUGGUGCUUAUGAAGUCAGUGCAUGAUAACAGAGGUCCUAAUCGUACAAGCCAUUCGUCUGUUUUGGAAAAUGCACAUUCCCAUCCCAGGGAAACUGAUGAUGGCGCCCACCUGAAAAAGUUAAAGGAGGAUAAUCUUCCGCUUGAUCAGCAACCUAUCAUUAAGAAGAAUGCAGCUUUGAUAGAGAAAAUAGGGAGUUUGAACAACAAAGCUAGAAAUGUUGAUGCACGUAAUGUUGCAGAAGCAUUUUCAAACAAGGAAAUCAAAGAGAAGCAGCUAAAAAAUGCUGAUUCAAAAGCAGAUCGGGUGAUAAAAGAUGUUCCAUCUACUCCUGCCAUCACUGCUUUUGCUUCUGCUUAUGGCCAGGCAGCAUGUGUUUCUCCUCGUUCUCCUGUGGUACAGAAACUGCAGAAGGGACCUAAUGAUGGCGGGGUUGUUGGACCGCUACACUCACAUUUUGCUGAAGCCAGCAAGUCUGGAAAGCUGGGUGUAUCAACUCAUGAUCGCACACAUAGGCGGGCUGAUUCUUCAAGAAAUAGCCACCAUGGUCCUGCUAAAGACAUGCCACCCAACAAUACUACAGGACAUGGGCGGGGAGAAAAUUAUGCAACUGAAUCUUUGCCAGUAGUUCAAGUGAGGAAUAGUCAGCAUGACCAGCCUCCGGAGCAUGUUUCGCAGCUGCCACCUGAUGAUAUGCCAGCUUCACCUGAUUAUGAAUCUCAGCGUGUAAAAAUGAGGGAGUUGGCUGUACAGCGUGCCAAACAAUUGCAAGCUGAGGAAGAAGAGCGGACAAAGCGACAAAAGGCAAAAGCUCUUGCAAAAUUGGAGGAGCUGAACAAACGUUCAUCAGUACAUCAGAAGGAUUCCAGUGAUCCACCACCAGAAAAUGACGACGUGCGUAAUAAGCAAAAGGCUGGAGUUGAUGGGACUACUGAACCUGCGUCUUCAACUGCUGAAUCACAUGAUGUUACUGUAUUGGAUAAUGUUAGUAUUCUUCAGCCACCGAAUGAACCCAAGGAUACUGCAGUUCCUGCACAGCCCAUGUCCACUCUACUACAUACUGAGGGAACAGGUAAAGAUCCUUCUGGUCAUAACACUUCAACCUCAGGCAUGAACACACAGAGCAACAUGACGGAGCAUAUAGCACAUAAAAGUAUAUCACUGUCACAUGAUGUCAGUGUUCCAAAGCCUAGGCAGGGCAACAGAAAAAGGCAUGCUGUUUCAGAGGAUAAAAUUCUUGGUGAGAAGUCAAGUGUGGCAGUAAACACAGAAAAUGUUAAGAAAGCUGUUGAGGUUUCUUUGGACACAUCAACUGCUGUUGUUACAUCACAUGAUGAUCCCCCAGCCCACAGCAAGAAGAGUGCCAGGAACUCGAGAAAUAAGAAAAAAGUUGAUGAUGCUCCUGCUACUUCUAAAUAUCCACCCAUGGUUCUUGGUCAGCAGAAUACACCAGGCAUCUCCAGUGAGCCAAAAAUAAAAACCGCUGGCGUUAUCAUUAGUAGUUCUAUACUUCCUGCUGAAAACACCGUGCUUACUGUUGGAAGUAUAACCGUGGGUGGUAUUUCAUUUGGAUCUUUCAACCAGGAGCGCCUGAAAUUACCAGAGGAAGCUCAGAGCACUGCAAAUAGCCGCCCAAAACCUCAGCAAGCAAAAGGAUCAAAAAAGAUUCAACAUGCUAUCCGACCUGUCGAGAAGCCACAUGGGAAUGAGAGUGUUGUCUGGGCACCAGUUAAGCCAUCAGGGUGGAAUGAACCAUCUGAGGAAGCUAACGUAGCAGUAGCAGCCAGGCCUAAGCCAAUUGGAAAGGGCACCACCGAUGGGGAGAAUGUCACACGAACUAAGAGAGCUGAAAUGGAAAGAUAUGUGCCUAAGCCACUGUCCAAAGAGCUUCAACAGCAGAAUUUGGAACAAAAUUUACCUGUAGAAAAAUCCUCUGUGGAGAACAAGAGUAAUGAUAAUGAGAAGUUAACCGCUGCUAAAGAGCCCAAGAAAUGGGAGGACAGAAAAACUAGUAAAGGGCAUGGGAAGUCUCAUUCUUCUUGGCGCAGAAGGAAUACAGAUGACUCAUCUUCGGUGGUACCAAUACCUUCUGAGCGAGCAGACAGCUAUCAAGAAUCACACGAAGUUCAGAGGCCUUCUGACAAGCAUCCGCAGCUUGAACCUGACAAGCAAGCAGAUUAUGCUGCCGGGAAUAGUUUGGCUCCAGCUGAAGCAGUUGAGUUACCUGCCAGCGCCGCAAAAGAACAUGCGGCAGCUAACAGGCAAAGGAGGCAGCAUGUUAAGGGCCCAAAAAACGAGGCAAGUAACUACUCAAAUGAGAACAGAGAUGGCAGGAAAGAUGUGAAUCACAUGUCAACACGUGGAAUGGAUGCAAACUCUUCUGAACAUAGAAACAUGUCAAAACCUGAGGUGAAGAGCAGCGCAGCACACUCUAGAGCACACUGGAAACCAAAAUCUUCACAUUCCCAGAAUAACUCACAGGGCAAUAAUACCACUGAAGGUCAGGUGGACAGUGCUACUCUGCAAGACAGCAGCAAUCGUAAUAGUAAUCAAGGUAAAGGUGACAUGACAAAUGUUGAUGAGAACCAGAAGGGUGAGAGUCAUGAAAAUGCAGAACAGCAGCAGCUUAAUCAUGCAACCCGUCGCCAGGGACAGCACAACGGGAGGUAUCACAGGGGAAGCAGCGCGCACAGGGGAAGGGGUUAUGAUGCUGGGCAGCCAAGCCAUGGCGCAAAUGCAGAAAGGCGGAAGGGUAGCACUCAUCUUGAAUACCAGCCAGUUGGCUCCAACAAACCCUCAGACUUCCAGCAGAACCCAAGUGCCGAUGGACAAAGUGCAGGGCCUCCAGCUCCAGGACCGGUGUACAGGGAGCGCGGCCACAACAGGGGCCACCGCCCGCCUGGUGGUCACUUUGUCAAGCGGAAUCCUGCCCCUGCCCCAGCCCCGGCUCCAGCUCCUAAUUCCUACCGAGAAGAAUGAUCUUCCCUUGCCCCCAUGAUUGUUGAGAUUUAGGAAUGUCGAGUCAUUCACAACAGGUUGAAUGUUUCUGGCAGUGGCGAGGCGGUCGUCGGUCUGGGUCACCAGUAGGUUGUAAUGUUUUUUUUGUUCCCAGGGCUUUUGGGCCUUAGCGUGUGAUUGUUAAUUUUUCCGAAGGACAUCCCUUGCUUCGGUGAGAUGUGAUGCUUUAAUUGUACUAACGGAGUUGAUUAAGUACUGGGACGUGAAAAUGCUAGUAGUGUUUGCUAACGGGAACAGAAGCGUUGUUUUUCUACUUAUUUGUUGGUAUUCGGUACAUGAAAGUUGUUGUCAUGUUGUGUUUCCGUUGACUGGAAGAUAGGUUUGUCAGGAAUAAUUGACUUCUUUUGUACAAUAUGGUUACAACGAA
This is a messenger RNA of Aegilops tauschii subsp. strangulata, 8605 nucleotides long. RefSeq names its product protein MODIFIER OF SNC1 1. The record is from RefSeq and is a predicted model, not a curated record. Lineage: Eukaryota; Viridiplantae; Streptophyta; Magnoliopsida; Poales; Poaceae. Gene Ontology annotation, biological process: epigenetic regulation of gene expression.